Molecule: messenger RNA, 2797 nt
Organism: Pungitius pungitius (ninespine stickleback)
Lineage: Eukaryota; Metazoa; Chordata; Actinopteri; Perciformes; Gasterosteidae
Gene: p2ry4
Product: pyrimidinergic receptor P2Y4
Exons: 2
Coding region: 735-1829 (364 amino acids)
Biological process (GO): G protein-coupled receptor signaling pathway; transepithelial chloride transport
Cellular component (GO): plasma membrane
Molecular function (GO): G protein-coupled purinergic nucleotide receptor activity; G protein-coupled UTP receptor activity
Source: RefSeq, a predicted model, not a curated record
AAAGCUGGUGUUUCUUUGCCCCAAAGUGCAGAAAAACUGCUGGCUCAUCUCCACUAAACAUGGAGUUCAUGUAGCUUUAGUGUAAGUUUUUAUCGUCCUCCAAAAGGUGUUAGUGGACGGUUGUCAGGGGCAACGUGACACGUAAUACCGGACGGGAUGGUGCAAACAAUAAACAUAAAUAGACACAAAUACACAAACAUGUACAGUAAACUGUAUGUAAGUGCUAAAAACAAGAAUAAUAUUUAAGUUUAAAAUAUGUGUCGAGUGUAUUAGAUAUUAAAUAAAGAGCAGAGUGGAGGAAGACAUGAAUAGAUUACUUAACAUGAAUAUGAUAAUAUACAGUAAAACACACCCCGUCCUCAGUGUGUCUCUUACAGCUCUACACGCUGAGGACUCUUUAUGGGGCGGCAUUUUCUCGUCUACUCAGCAGAGAGACUUCCCAUUUCAGUGCUCCGGUGUCCCGUGAGCGCUCCGUGUCUCCUGCACUCAGUGCCGACUCCCAACGACGCGACCUGCUCGGGGUAAAACGAUACAAAAAACCCUCACUUUCAGCUCCAGCGGCUCCAGCGAGGAAGGGGGCGGUUGGAUGGAUCCCUGCUGAACAAGUUAACGCGACUUCCCGCCGACGAAGCGACCAGGAACCGCUGAUCGACGCGGUGGUUUCUGGGGUUUGGGGGUGGGGGGGUUCGGUUGCGUGCCGGCUUAAAAGUUCUUCAGCGAGAAGUAGCAUCACCAUGGAGACGGUCGUCAGCAGCCCCGCGGAGCAAAACCAAUCGGCGCCGUUCGUCACCAUCUUCAACUCUAGCUGUCGCUUUGACGAGGAGUUCAAAUACAUCCUGCUGCCCGUGUCCUACAGUCUGGUGUUCGUGGUCGGCCUGGUGCUCAACGCUACGGCUCUGUGGCUGUUCCUGAAGAUGCGUCCGUGGAACCCCAGCACGGUGUUCAUGUUCCAUCUCGCCCUGUCCGACUUCCUGUACGUGCUCUCCCUCCCCACCCUCAUCUACUACUACGCCAAUCGCAGUAACUGGCCUUUCGGAUUGGCCGCUUGCAAAAUAGUGCGCUUCCUCUUCUACGCCAACCUCUACUGCAGCAUCCUCUUCCUCACCUGCAUCAGCGUGCACCGCUAUCUGGGCAUCUGCCACCCGAUCAAGACGCUGACCACCGUCAAGUCCCGCCACGCGCACCUGGUGAGCGGCACGGUGUGGGCCGUGGUGAGCGUGUGCCUGGUGCCCAACCUCAUCUUCGUCACCACCUCCAGGAGGGGGAAUGACACCCUGUGCCACGACACAACCAGCCAGGAGGCCUUCGAGGAGUAUGUGGACUACAGCUCUGUCGUCAUGGUGCUCCUGUUCGGAGUCCCGUUCCUGGUCAUCGUGGCGUGCUACUGCUUGAUGGCGCGGACCCUGUGCCAACCCAGGCGGGGGUUGCCCGACGGCCCCCGGGGCACCGCCUCCCACCGGAAGUCCAUCAAGCUCAUCGUCGUGGUGCUGGUGGUGUUCGCGUUGAGCUUCGUCCCAUUUCACGUCACGCGGACGCUCUACUACGCCGCCCGGGUGUUGGACCUCAACUGCGAAUUCCUCAACGUCGUCAACUUCACGUACAAGAUCACCAGGCCGCUGGCGAGCAUCAACAGCUGCAUCGACCCGAUCCUUUAUUUCCUGGCCGGGGAUCACUACCGCUCCAGACUGAAGUACGCUCUGACGGGCAAAAGACAGGCGGCGAGCGGGCAGCAACGUGACCGGGAACCAACGCGCCCGAGCAACAAACACGACAUGCCGCUGGCACUUGAGGACCCGGCUCUUAAUGCGAGUGAAGAUUUGAAGAGGUAGUGGGGAAAACUAUUGGAGAGUAGAAGUAAUGGACACGUAUUUAAGGCGUCUGGUCCAUAAGCAUCGGGUUGAUUAUUUUCGUUGCGGACAGGAAGAGAAUCGUUUUACCGUAUUCAAAUGCCUUCGACUGUCUCCCCUGCCUGACCAUUUCCCUCACUUUUUUGGCAACUCAGCAUUUGUAAGAUGAGGUAUAAAAGCGGAAGAGCUAGCGUAAAGUACUCUACCACAAAGGGGAUAUUGCUCCAAAGUCAAGUUCAAACAGAAAGUACUUAAGCAACCUAUACUUAUGUUCUAUGGUACCUACAAUUGCAGAACAAUAGUUUAGUUUUCGCUUUCAAAUUAUAGGAAAAGAAUGAGACACUUCCGUGAAAUAGUUUGACACCGGUGAUCACAGGCGCAAUAAAGUAACCCAUCAAAGACUUGGUCAUCCGAUCGUUUUCAGCACUCACACCCUCAUCGAUCCAAAUAUUCAAGUUCAUAUCUAACCACAGAUAACGCAACGCCUGGCUAUUGUGUCGGAAACGAGGCAAUUAUGAGACAAUCCUUCCAGUUGUAUCAACAAUGUCUGCGGCUACAGCCAGCGCGGCUCCGGGUCCCAGCUGCUGCUGUCCCUCAACUUUCCCAGCUGUCUUUUGUUCAACGAAAGAAGAAAAGAGGUAUCCUCAACGAGAGAGAGAGAGUCAUAUUCUAACCACCCACGCCUCGGUGUUGGGUCAGGGGAUUUUUUCCUUUUUGCCCUUUUACCUUUGGGAUUGAUACUUGGAAUUUAGGUGGAACUCCUUGAUGGUUUUGCAGGAUGGGAAAGCAUUGUCGGAAAGUUUUUGUAAACGCUACAGAGCUCCAAUGCUGGGGCAGAUAAAGCUCUUUGUGUCACACGGUUAUCUUUAUAUUAAGGUAGAGCGAUAUCUACGGAGAUGUUUUUGUAAUUACAGUUUUGGUAUAUGUAUUAUAAAGUUAUACGUGAGUAA